Messenger RNA from Anarrhichthys ocellatus (wolf-eel), 839 nucleotides. RefSeq lists its product as uncharacterized. Lineage: Eukaryota; Metazoa; Chordata; Actinopteri; Perciformes; Anarhichadidae. The transcript is spliced from 5 exons. The record is from RefSeq and is a predicted model, not a curated record. Bases 78 to 803 code for a protein of 241 amino acids.
UCUGUACUGUGUAUUUUGCUUUUUCAGGAGAUCCAGCAAUUGGUGAUGGCGUGACUCGCCAUUUCUUUGCAAGCAUCAUGUCCAAACUUCAGUAUGGUUUUGAGAUGAAUUUUGUACCAGGAGGAACUCUUCUUUUUGAGGGGGAACAAGAUCAUCUGAUUCCCUCCACUUGGCAUUACCUUUUGGAGAGUGACUUCUUUGUUGUUGCUGGCCGAAUGAUUGGUCAUUCAUUCCUCCAUAGUGGGCCAUGCCUUGGAGGACUCAGCCCAGCUAUCCUGCAUGUGCUCUUUGGUGGAUCCCCAGAAGAAGCCAUAAUAGAUAUUAAGGACUGUGCUGACCUUGACAUCCGUGAGACAAUCAAAGUGGUCCUUGGAAGAACCUCAAAACAAGUGAAACAGUUACGAAGUGGGUUAAAAGAGACACCGAUCUGGCCUUUGCUAACUGAGAGGAAAGACACAAUUCCCCUCCUCUUUACAAGAGCAUCUGAUGUACAGUGCACACCACAGAUGGUCUUGGAGAAGAUAAAGUGGCCAACAGAGGAUGAGGAUGAAGACAGUGAUGUCUCUUUGGAGGAUACAUGUCGAACCACAGGAUUCCUUCGCACAUUUAUUGAGACCGCGUCUCCAAGCAUCCUUGGGAAACUCGUGCAGUUCUGGAUCGGAUGGAAUGUGCUUCUCAGACACCAGCUGGAUAUUAACGUGGUGGAGCUGAAACUUCCAGGACAUUACAAAGACUACUGUAACUUUGAAAGAGACAUUCUUGCUGCUAUUUGUAGCACUGACACUGGGUUUGGAUUGGUCUAGGGAGACUGUACAUCAAUAUAUCACUCUGUACACUUU